Trypanosoma grayi is the source of this 1782-nucleotide messenger RNA. Its product is annotated as putative p21-activated kinase 3. Gene Ontology annotation, molecular function: phosphatidylinositol binding. The transcript has a single exon. Bases 1 to 1782 code for a protein of 593 amino acids. The record is from RefSeq and is a predicted model, not a curated record. Lineage: Eukaryota; Euglenozoa; Kinetoplastea; Trypanosomatida; Trypanosomatidae.
AUGUUGCGGCCUUACACACUUCUGUUAAACGUGAUAGAUGCCUCACCGACCGGCGACGAUAUCACGUUCAAGGUGUGUGUCAUGGAUCCGGCGCGCCCUACGCAGAUUCUAAGCGUCAUUGAGCGCAACUAUUCGCAAUGCGCCUUAGUGAGUGCCAAGCUGCAUGAGGCUUUUGCGGGGCAAGAGCUACCAGAGCUGCUGGGCCCGAGCUUCUUCAGAGGUCUCGACCCUGCGUACGUUGAGGCGCGGCGGGCAUCGCUGGAGGUGUUCUUAAACACUGUGGCGUCUCAUCGCCUGAUGUGCACAGAUGCUGGCUUCUUGUCACUUGUCGGCUAUGAACAGGCGGUGGCAUGCGAAGAAAAGGAAGGUGCCGCCUUCACGGUGGGGUAUGAGAGGUGGACGGUUGCCCGCUGCCUAAGAGUAGCGGGGGCUACAGCAGAGCAACACGAGGCGGAUGUCGUCGCCGCCCGCAUGUGGAUGCGUGGGACACCGUUUGUGUUCCGCGCGGUGGUGCCGUCACAGCGAGUGGGGAUGUGGAAGACACGUGUCUUUGUUACAGACAAUGCACUCGGUACAGAGCUUAUUCUUGUGGUGCAGCGGAUGGAGAAGAGCCUCGCGGUGUCCGAGGCAGAAGUGCAUGCGUGGCGGAGGACUGUCGUUGGCCUGGACCCUGCCGUCUUUUACGUGCCACUGUACGUUGACGUUGUGGCCCCUCACGUGUUCGCAGUCUACCCGGUGGCGCCGCACGGGAGCCUAUGUGACUCUCUGCAUUCGACGCUGCCCUUCACAAGGGACAGCAAGCACCGGCGCCAGCAGCAGCAGCGCUACGCAGUGCAACCGAUGGCUCUACAUGACGUGCAGCUUGUGGGGCGCAAGCUCCUUUACAUACUGCGCAGCUGCCAUCGGCACAACAUAUCCCUCCCGCUGCUGUCGCUAGGAAACCUCAUGAUGUCGGAGCGACACGGUGUGGUGCUCGCCGAUGUGGAGGAUAUUUUUGCAGGGACAACUCGUUUCCCAGCCCUGUACCCGUAUGAGGAAAGGGAGGGGGGAGAUGAGCUUCCACCGCGGCGGACACCAUUUGAUAUUCUCCUGUUCGGUGUCAUUCUUCUGCAGCUGUGUGGAGUCCAUGUGGAGCCGUGGAUGCUCUGCGCGCUCCUUACAUGUCAGGGAGAACCUUUUGUCGCAGAAGAUGCGGACAAGGAUGAGGCGUCACCACGCAACCCGGUUUGCAUGUUGAAUGGAUUCGCCGAAAUUCCGCUUUCGAUAAAGAAUAUUCUUUUUUAUAUUUUUCAUCCAACGAUUCCUGCUGACUUGCGUGUAUUGGCGAAUCACACCUUUUUUAAUGACUUGUCGAUGAAAGUUGUGGAAGUCUCCACUGUUUCGUCUCCUGCUGCAGUGGCAAACCUGCGGAAAAAAGAUGUGGAGCUGUUUCACCGGGCGCAGGAUCGCUGGAAGAAGCGACUAGUAGCUGCUUCUGAAAAUAAGGCGUGCCUUGUGGCGCAGAGAGAACAUCUGCGGAAAGUGAAGCGACGGGAAGGUACUGGGCGUCAAUGUAAACCUCUAAAUUCACCCUUGAAACCAUCAGAGGGCGAGACAGCGGGGGAUGUCGGUAAAAUGACCGCAUCAGGCCCCGGUGACAAGAGUGGGAUGCAUGGGAUUCCACCACCACCACCGCCGCCGCCGCCUCCGUCAAUGGUAACAAAGGGAAUUGCGUCCGUUGGACCACUGCAAGUUUUGUCAAAAACGGUCCCACCACCACCACCACCGCGUGUGGGGCCGUGA